GGAGUUGUGAUAGUCUGGACUUCAGAAGAGCAAAGUGGCGCCUGCCUAUGCGGGGCUUCUGUGUUUGAGCUGAGGCCACCACCCACGUGUACGUGACCAUCGUGGACGAGAACGAUAAUGCACCUGUGUUCCAGCAACUCCAUUACGAAGUGUUGCUGGAUGAGGGUCCAGACACAAUCAACACCAGCCUCAUCACCAUCCACGCACUAGACCUGGACGAGGGGCCCAACGGCACAGUUACCUACGACAUUGUCGCAGGCAACAUCAUCAACACCUUCCGGAUUGACAGACACACGGGUGUCAUCACUGCCACCAAGGAGCUGGACUAUGAGAUCAGCCAUGGCCGCUACACCCUGAUCAUCACUGCCAUGGACCAGUGCCCUAUCUUGUCCCAUCGCCUCACCUCUACCACCACGGUGCUUGUGAAUGUGAAUGACAUCAAUGACAACAUGCCCACCUUCCCCCGGUAUUACGAGGGACCAUUUGACAUCACUGAGGGCCAGCCAGGGCCCAGAGUGUGGACCUUCCUGGCCCAUGACCAGGACUCGGGCCCCAAUGGGCAGGUGGAGUACAGCAUCGUGGAUGGAGACCCUCUGGGGGAGUUUUUGAUCUCUCCCGUGGAGGGGGUGCUGCGGGUCCGGAAGGAUGUGGAGCUGGACCGUGAGACCAUUGCCUUCUACAACCUGACCAUCUGUGCCCGCGACAGAGGGGUGCCUCCUCUCAGCUCCACGAUGCUGGUGGGGAUCCGGGUGCUGGACAUCAACGACAAUGACCCCGUGCUGCUCAACCUGCCCAUGAACAUCACCAUCAGUGAGAACAGCCCCAUCUCCAGCUUCGUCGCCCACAUUCUGGCCAGUGAUGCUGACAGCGGCUGCAACGCGCUCCUCACCUUCAACAUCACUGCAGGCAACCGGGAGCGGGCCUUCGCCAUCAAUGCCACGACAGGGAUCAUCACCGUGAACCGGCCCCUGGACCGUGAGCGGAUCCCAGAGUACAAGCUGACCAUCUCUGUGAAGGACAACCCCGAGAACCCACGCAUAGCCAGGAGGGAUUUUGACUUGCUGCUGAUCUUUCUUGUGGAUGAGAAUGACAACCACCCCCUGUUUACUGAGAGCACCUACCAGGCAGAGGUGAUGGAAAACUCUCCCGCUGGGACCCCCCUCACGGUGCUCAAUGGACCUAUCCUAGCCCUGGAUGCUGAUGAGGACAUCUAUGCUGUGGUGACCUACCAGCUGCUGGGUGCCCAGAGAGGCCUCUUUGACAUCGACAACAGCACAGGCGUGGUGACUGUGAGGUCAAGUGUCAUCAUUGAUCGGGAGGCCUUCUCACCCCCUGUCCUGGAGCUGCUGCUGCUGGCUGAGGACAUCGGGCUGCUCAAUGGCACAGCCCACCUGCUCGUCACCAUCCUGGAUGACAAUGACAAUCGACCCACCUUUAGCCCUGCCACCCUCACUGUCCACCUACUGGAGAACUGCCCACCAGGAUUCUCAGUCCUUCAAGUCACAGCCACAGAUAAGGACAGUGGCCUCAAUGGGGAGCUGGUCUACCGAAUAGAAGGUGGGGCUCAGGACCGCUUCCUUAUCCAUCCAGUCACUGGGGUCAUCCGCGUGGACAACGUCACCAUUGACAGGGAGGAGCAGGAAUCCUACAGGCUGACAGUGGUGGCCACUGACCGGGGCACCAUCCCUCUCUCGGGCACGGCCAUCAUCACCAUCCUGAUUGAUGACAUCAAUGACUCCCGCCCCGAGUUCCUCAACCCCAUCCAAACGGUGAGCGUGCUGGAGUCGGCCAAGCCAGGCACUGUCAUUGCCAACAUCACUGCCAUUGACCGUGACCUCAACCCAAAGCUGGAGUAUCACAUUAUUGGCAUCGUGGCCAAGGAUGACACUGACCACCUGGUGCCCAACCAGGAGGAUGCCUUUGCCGUGAAUAUCAACACAGGGUCUGUAAUGGUGAAGUCCCCCCUGAACCGGGAGCUCGUUGCCACCUAUGAGGUCACUCUCUCAGUGAUUGACAACGCCAGCGACCUACCAGAGCGCUCUGUCAGUGUGCCAAAUGCCAAGCUCACAAUCAACAUCCUGGACGUCAACGACAACACACCCCAGUUCAAGCCCUUCGGGAUCACCUAUUACACAGAGCGGAUCCUGGAGGGGGCCACCCCAGGUACCACGCUCAUCGCUGUGGCAGCCGUGGACCCCGACAAGGGCCUCAAUGGGCUGGUCACCUACACCCUGCUGGACCUGAUGCCCCCGGGCUAUGUCCAGCUGGAAGACUCCUCGGCGGGGAAGGUCAUUGCCAACCGGACGGUGGACUAUGAGGAGGUGCAUUGGCUCAACUUUACUGUGCGGGCCUCAGACAAUGGGUCCCCGCCCCGGGCCGCUGAGGUCCCUGUCUACUUGGAGAUUGUGGACAUCAAUGACAACAACCCCAUCUUUGACCAGCCCUCCUACCAGGAGGCCGUCUUUGAGGAUGUGCCCGUGGGCACAGUCAUCCUGACAGUCACUGCUACUGAUGCUGACUCAGGCAACUUUGCUGUCAUCGAGUACAGCCUUGGGGAUGGAGAGGGCAAGUUUGCCAUCAACCCCACUACAGGUGACAUCUAUGUGCUGUCCUCUCUGGACCGGGAGAAGAAGGACCACUAUAUCCUGACUGCCUUGGCCAAAGACAACCCCGGGGAUGUAGCCAGCAAUCGUCGAGAAAAUUCGGUGCAGGUGGUGAUCCAAGUGCUGGAUGUCAAUGAUUGCCGGCCACAGUUCUCCAAGCCUCAGUUCAGCACAAGCGUGUAUGAGAAUGAACCAGCAGGCACCUCGGUCAUCACCAUGAUGGCCACUGACCAGGACGAAGGCUUCAAUGGGGAGCUGACCUACUCACUGGAGGGCCCUGGUGUGGAGGCCUUCCACGUAGACAUGGACUCAGGCCUGGUGACCACACAGCGGCCACUGCAGUCCUACGAGAGGUUCAACCUGACCGUGGUGGCCACAGAUGGCGGGCAGCCCCCACUCUGGGGCACCACCAUGCUCCUGGUGGAGGUCAUCGACGUCAAUGACAACCGCCCCAUCUUUGUGCGCCCACCCAAUGGCACCAUCCUGCACAUCAAAGAGGAGAUCCCGCUGCGCUCCAACGUGUACGAAGUCUAUGCCACAGACAAGGACGAAGGCCUCAACGGGGCGGUGCGCUACAGCUUCCUGAAGUCGACGGGCAACCGGGACUGGGAGUACUUCACCAUCGACCCGAUCAGCGGCCUCAUCCAGACCGCGCAGCGCCUGGACCGGGAGAAGCAGGCGGUGUACAGCCUCAUCUUGGUGGCCAGCGACCUGGGCCAGCCGGUGCCAUACGAGACCAUGCAGCCGCUGCAGGUGGCCCUGGAGGACAUUGACGACAACGAACCCCUCUUCCUGAGGCCUCCAAAAGGCAGCCCCCAGUACCAGCUGCUGACAGUGCCUGAGCAUUCGCCACGUGGCACCCUCGUGGGCAACGUGACAGGCGCUGUGGAUGCAGACGAGGGCUCCAAUGCUAUCGUCUACUACUUCAUCGCAGCCGGCAACGAAGACAAGAACUUCCAUCUGCAGCCCGAUGGGCGUCUGCUGGUGCUGCGGGACCUGGACCGGGAGCAAGAAGCUGUCUUCUCCUUCAUUGUCAAGGCCUCCAGCAAUCGCAGCUGGAUACCUCCCCGUGGACCCAUCCCAGCCCUCGACCUGGCUGCUGACCUCACUCUGCAGGAGGUGCGCGUUGUGUUAGAGGACAUCAACGACCAGCCACCACGCUUCACCAAGGCUGAGUACACUGCAGGGGUGGCCACCGACGCCAAGGUAGGCUCGGAGUUGAUCCAGGUGCUCGCCCUUGAUGCAGACAUUGGUAACAACAGCCUCGUCUUCUACAGCAUUCUGGCCAUCCACUACUUCCAGGCCCUUGCCAAUGACUCUGAGGACGUGGGCCAGGUCUUCACCAUGGGGAGUGUGGACGGCAUCCUGCGCACCUUUGACCUCUUCAUGGCCUACAGCCCUGGCUACUUCGUGGUGGACAUUGUGGCCCGAGACCUCGCAGGCCACAAUGACACGGCCAUCAUCGGCAUCUAUAUCCUGCGGGAUGACCAGCGUGUCAAGAUUGUCAUCAAUGAGAUCCCCGACCGCGUGCGUGGCUUCGAGGAGGAGUUCAUCCGCCUGCUCUCCAACAUCACUGGUGCCAUUGUCAACACUGAUGACGUGCAGUUCCACGUGGACAAGAAGGGUCGGGUGAAUUUCGCACAGACGGAGCUGCUCAUCCACGUGGUGAACCGCGACACCAACCGCAUCCUGGACGUGGACCGAGUGAUCCAGAUGAUCGAUGAGAAUAAGGAACAGCUGCGGAAUCUUUUCCGGAACUACAAUGUCCUGGACGUGCAGCCGGCCAUCUCUGUCCGACUUCCCGAUGACAUGUCUGCCCUGCAGAUGGCGAUCAUUGUCCUGGCCAUACUCCUCUUCCUGGCGGCCAUGCUCUUCAUCCUCAUGAACUGGUACUACAGGACUGUACACAAGAGGAAGCUCAAGGCCAUUGUGGCUGGCUCGGCAGGGAAUCGUGGCUUCAUCGACAUCAUGGACAUGCCCAACACCAACAAGUACUCCUUUGACGGAGCCAACCCGGUGUGGCUGGAUCCCUUCUGCCGGAACCUGGAGCUGGCAGCCCAGGCCGAUCACGAGGAUGACCUGCCGGAGAACCUGAGUGAGAUUGCAGACCUGUGGAACAGCCCCACCCGCACCCACGGAACUUUUGGGCGUGAGCCAGCAGCAGUCAAACCUGACGAUGACCGGUACUUGCGGGCAGCCAUUCAGGAGUACGAUAACAUUGCCAAGCUGGGCCAGAUUAUUCGGGAGGGGCCCAUCAAGGGCUCGCUGCUGAAGGUGGUCCUGGAGGAUUACCUGCGGCUCAAAAAGCUCUUUGCACAGCGGAUGGUGCAAAAAGCCUCCUCCUGCCAGUCCUCCAUCUCCGAGCUGAUCCAGACUGAGCUGGAGGAGGAGCCAGGGGACCACAGCCCAGGCCAGGGCAGCCUGCGCUUCUGCCAUAAGCCACCAGUGGAGCUCAAGGGGCCCGGCGGGAUCCACGCGGUACAUGGCAGCACAGGCACGCUGCUGGCCACUGACCUCAACAGCCUGCCCGAGGAUGACCAGAAGGGUCUGGGCCGUUCACUGGAGACGCUGACCGCUGCGGAGGCCACAGCCCUGGAGCGCAAUGCCCGCACAGAGUCCGCCAAAUCCACUCCCCUGCACAAGCUCCGCGACGUGAUCAUGGAGAGCCCCCUGGAGAUUACAGAGCUAUGACUGGAUGGGGAAGCCUUGCUGGUGGAGCAGCACCCGUCCCACUCCCCACUCCUGGGGCAGAGGCAGGGGCGGGGCCGGUGGGUCUGGGUCCCUCCCCAAGCCAGCUCUGGGUGAACGACCUUGGUUUGGCCCUGACGGCCCCAUCACCUGCUCAGACAGAUCCUACUCUUGCCAGACGCUCAUUCAGCAUCUGAUCUCUACCUUCAUAAAAUCUGUUAUUUUUUUAAGAAAACCAAACAAAAAUGAUAAAUGUGUAAGGACGAAGUAAGGAGGGUCACUGGGGGCCCAGGAGUCUGAGGACAGCUUAGCUCAGGCUGGGCUGAAAGAGGCCAAGCAGGCCCUCUCCCCAUCCCCACUCCCACGGAGGAGCCCAGCACCCAGGGGACGGAGGCUGAGCCCGUGUCCCCUGCUGGCCCGGCCCCUUGACUUCAGUUCAAGUCCCACCGCACUUCUGCCAUGUUCCUGCUGGAUGUCCUGGUGGAGGCAGUGAAUGACUCCUGCCCCCCACAUGGACAAGAAGGUCAAUGUCCACGAACAAGCAUCCUCUCCAUUUUCACUGGCUUCCCAAAUGUGCCCAGCUUACAAAGAGAAGUGACUGAUGUUCCCUUGGGUUUUGAAUGUAGAGUGUUUGUGUGUAUUCCUUUUUCAAAUUAAGUUAUUCCCUCAGUAUUUUUCCCUUGGUUUUGUUUAACUGGUACUCACUGAAAGUUUCUGGAAUGGUCUGUUUAAAAAGAAAAGCAACUCACAAGGAACUGGCAAAUACACUGGCUCUGGAAAA
This is a messenger RNA of Galeopterus variegatus (Sunda flying lemur), 6072 nucleotides long. RefSeq names its product cadherin-related 23 (gene CDH23). Gene Ontology annotation, biological process: cell morphogenesis; multicellular organism development; cell-cell junction assembly. Lineage: Eukaryota; Metazoa; Chordata; Mammalia; Dermoptera; Cynocephalidae. Gene Ontology annotation, cellular component: catenin complex; plasma membrane; adherens junction. Gene Ontology annotation, molecular function: calcium ion binding; cadherin binding. The transcript has 33 exons. The coding region runs from base 369 to 5294 and encodes 1641 amino acids. The record is from RefSeq and is a predicted model, not a curated record.